AUGACCCGCGGAGGCAAGAAGGGCAAGCGGCCGCGGGCCGACGCCGUCAAGGAGCCUACCGACUCGGACAGCUCGGUUGAAAUGUGGUUUUCCAACGAGGAGCCUCCGAAGCGGACGACGCCAAGUCAUCCGCCGCGGCAGCACCGGCCUCGGGCGACACUCGCGGACGCGUAUUGCGACGGCAGCGAGGAGCGCGACGUCCAAGCCGCCACGAAGCGCAGCCUCUACGACGUAUCGGUGCGCAUGGAUGCGCCGGAGCUACCCGAGUGUCUCGUCUUCCGCCCGACACUCGCCGAGUUUGCGACGCCGGCGGCCUACAUUCGGUCGAUUGCAGCGCAAGGCCGGACAACGGGAAUCGCCAAGAUCAUUCCGCCUGACGGCUGGUCGCCGACACUCCAGAUCGACUUGGACGACGACACGGCGUCGAUGGCGACCGAGCUCCAGCGUAUUGAUCUGCUGCAACAAGGCGUCCCGCAUGAAAACGGGCGCCGUCACACGCUCCGCUCGUACCGUGCGGCGGCCGCUGCGUUCGAAGCGCAGUGGCGCCAAGCGCAUGACAUGGACGCCAAUGCGACUUCGCGCGACAUUGAGCGCGCGUACUGGAAGCUCGUCCUCGCGCCGUCCGAGGCGACCGAGGUCGAGUACGCCAACAAUGUGAGCAUCAAGGAUCUUGGCAGCGGGUUCCCCACGCCGCCCACGCACGCCAAAGCGUCUCUUCAAGCCAAAGCGUCGGAGGACGUCGAUUUUGCCGACCCGACGUACUAUGCCACGACAGCGUGGAAUCUCAACAACCUGCCGUUCGCCGCCGGCUCGCUCUUGCGAUACGUCGACGCGAGUAUCGAAGGGCUGAACGUCCCGUGGCUCUACUUUGGCAUGCUCUUCUCGACGUUUUCAUGGCACGUCGAAGACAACUUCCUCUACAGCAUCAACUACAUGCACGACGGCGCCCCAAAGCACUGGUACGGCGUGGCGGCUUCAGACGCCGGGAAGCUUGAGGCUGCGCUCAAGGCCAACGUGGCCGAGACCGUCCGCCGCGAUCCCACCGUCCUCGACCAGCUGGUGACGCUCGUCUCGCCCCAUCUCUUGCAGCAGGUCGACGUCAAGGUCUACAAGCUUCUCCAGAUGCCAGGCGAGAUGGUCGUGACGUUUCCGCGCGGGUAUCACUGCGGGUUCAACCAAGGCUUCAACUGCAACGAAGCCGUCAACUUUGCCCUCGCCGACUGGUUCCCGGACGCGCGGAACAGCGUCAAGUGGUAUCGCAAGCGCCGGCGCAGCAUGGUCAUCCCCAACGACCGCUUCCACUACUGGCUCGGCCUUCGCCAUUCGCUCGACGAUAUGCUGCCCGAAGACGGCGAAAAGCUGCUCGAUGCGUUGCUCAAACUCCAAGACGACGAACGCACGGCGCGACAGACGCUGCGCCGAAAAGGGUUGGUGCACACGGCCGGCGUCGACGUCGGCCGCUUGGCGCUCACCGAAGCCGUGCUGGACUAUGACGAAGCGUGUCGCCGCUGCUGCGUGUGCAAGCACAGCGUCUUCUUCUCCGGCGUCAUCUGCCCGUGCUCGGACUCCAAGCUCGCGUGUCUCGGCCAUGCUAUGACCAUGUGCGGCUGUGCGUAUGCGUCCAAAACGCUCGUGGUCUUUGUCUCGAUGGACGCGCUGUCGACGGUCGUCUCGGAGCUGCAAAACCGCGUCGCCGUCCUCUCCAGCCGCGUCAACGUCUGA
Molecule: messenger RNA, 1722 nt
Organism: Saprolegnia diclina VS20
Lineage: Eukaryota; Oomycota; Saprolegniomycetes; Saprolegniales; Saprolegniaceae
Exons: 7
Coding region: 1-1722 (573 amino acids)
Biological process (GO): chromatin remodeling
Cellular component (GO): nucleus
Molecular function (GO): histone demethylase activity
Source: RefSeq, a predicted model, not a curated record